GAAAGAUAUUGUUGAUUCUCGAUUUGGUCGUCAUGAUCUGCAUCUUUUCAUUUUUCUAAGUAAUAUUAAAAUGACAAAACAAGCAGACAAAGCAUAGACGAUUGAAAGAUUCUUCUACACUCGAAUGCGGCACUCCUCAUUUCUUUUUUCCUAAUUCACUCCAUCCAAUACGUUUCUCUUUCCCAAUUGGCACCUUUCUCAUCCUUACUAUGCUUUUGCCAGCCGAACUCUCUGUUUAUAACAAACCCACGUCAAUUUGAUAUUAUCUUUCGGACAUUCCUGCUCUGUUGCUUAUACGUUAGGAUUAUCUAGACCGAAGUAUUAGGCUUCACGGCAUCCAACCACGUAAUCUGUUACUUCUCUGAAUCAACACACUAUAAAUUUCUGUGGUUCAACAGAUUUAAGACUCAAUAUGUCCCUGUCAAUGUCCCAGACAGUAAUUUUCAGAGAUUUGCAGAUGGCUUCCCACUCUCAUGCUUAUCUCAAUGAUUGCAAACCUGCUGUUUCGAGGAACCCAAAUUGCCAAGCUAUGAUUUUACAGCCAAAAAGACAAGUGGGUCUUGCCGCAGCACUACCUGACAGGAAGAGCGGCGGAAGCAGCAUUAAUGCUACUCUUUCUACUGGUGGCUUCACGAAAAUUGGACAAGCAUGGAAUUCGCAUGAAAGAGGCACGCUUGUUGUGAGAGCAGCAGCAACUGCUGAGAAGCCCAGAAAACCUUACCCAGGUGAAGAAAAGGGAUUUGUGGAGGAAAUGAGGUUUGUGGCUAUGAAACUCCACACCAGAGAUGUGGCCAAAGAGGGGGAAAAGGAGCCAGAUAGUCAGCCCAUUGGCAAAUGGGAGCCUACAAUUGAAGGUUAUCUCAAGUUCCUGGUGGACAGCAAAGUGGUGUACGACACCUUAGAGAAUAUAGUACAGAAGGCAUCUCAUCCCACCUAUGCCGAGUUCAGAAAUACAGGAUUGGAAAGGUCAGAAAAUUUGGCAAAAGAUUUGGAAUGGUUUAGACAACAGGGACAUGCAAUUCCAGAUCCUUCUUCCCCAGGAACAUCGUAUGCAAAUUAUUUACAAGAACUAUCUGAGCAAGAUCCACCAGCAUUCAUUUGCCACUUUUAUAAUGUAUAUUUUGCACACACUGCUGGAGGUCGAAUGAUUGGGAAAGCGGUUGCUGGAAAGAUUCUUGGUGGAAAGGAACUGGAGUUUUAUAAAUGGGAGGGAAAUCUGAAAAAGUUGUUAGAUCGUGUGAAGGAGAAGAUCAACAAGGUUGCGGAGGCCUGGUCACGGGAAGAGAAAAAUCACUGUCUAGAAGAAACUCAGAAGUCCUUUGAAUACUCUGGAAAACUCCUCCGCUUGAUUAUCUCAUGAUCAAGUGCUCUACCAAGUUCAUCCUAUGGUGUAGAUUUAUCAAGAGAAGCUUCCAGCAUUCUUGGAUCCUGCAUUAAUAAAUUCCAAUAGUUUUUAUAUUGUCAUAUGGUUGAAUCAAUUUGCAUUCUAACAAUUAUCCAUUUAUCAUUUGUGCAUCCAUAGUUGUAAUCCUUUCAAUUCUGUCAACAAAUAAAGACAGAUUUGUAUCUCAUCAGGCCAUUUCCUUCAAUAAAGAUACUUGAGGGAAAUGGAUUAAGUAUAUAUGGAAGCUUUACUUUCAGUUGUUCCCAAUUC
This is a messenger RNA of Cryptomeria japonica (Japanese cedar), 1654 nucleotides long. Its product is annotated as heme oxygenase 1, chloroplastic. Gene Ontology annotation, molecular function: heme oxygenase (decyclizing) activity. Bases 413 to 1360 code for a protein of 315 amino acids. Lineage: Eukaryota; Viridiplantae; Streptophyta; Pinopsida; Cupressales; Cupressaceae. The transcript has 4 exons. Gene Ontology annotation, biological process: phytochromobilin biosynthetic process; heme oxidation. The record is from RefSeq and is a predicted model, not a curated record.